AUGUUGUCCUCACCCAGCGGCUUCAGUGAGUGUCUGCAAGAAUGGGCAGAGCUGGACAAAGACUAUCAGCACCUGCAGGAGAUCCAUCGGCAGUACAAGCAGAAGCUGGAGGAGGUGUCCAAACUUCAGACAAGCUGCUCUUCGGGCAUCUCUCGACAGAGGAAGAAAAUCAAGGAGCUCGCAGUUUCUCUGGAGGAAUGCAAAAGGAACCCUCCUCCUGAACACCUCAGUCCAGAUGACGCCCUCACCAUCGCUGACAUCCAGGACUGCAUCAGUGAGAGGAGCUCCGCCUUCUUGGAAAUGGAAGCUUUCCUGCCCACCAAAAAUGGGUUAUACUUAAGUCUCGUUUUAGGGAAUGUCAACGUAACGCUCCUCAACAAACAGGCACAAUUUGCCUACAAAGACGAGUAUGAGAAGUUCAAGCUGAUCCUCACAGUCAUCCUGCUGUUCUUCUCCUUCACCUGCUGCUUUGUGUUUAGCUACAGAGCUCUGGACGCCAUGUUUAACUUCCUGCUGGUGUGGUAUUACUGCACACUGACCAUCAGGGAGAGCAUACUCAUAAACAACGGCUCCAGAAUCAAAGGCUGGUGGGUGUUCCAUCACUACGUCUCUACCGUCCUCUCUGGGGUCAUGCUGACGUGGCCUGAAGGAGUCCUCUACCAGAUGUUCCGAAAGCAGUUCCUCACAUAUUGCAUGUACCAAAGCUUUGUGCAGUUUCUCCAGUACUACUAUCAGAGCGGCUGCUUGUACAGACUGCGUGCACUGGGAGAAGGACACAACAUGGAUCUCACUGUGGAGGGGUUCCAGUCCUGGAUGUGGAGGGGGCUCUCCUUUCUGCUGCCAUUCUUAUUCUUUGGUCACUUUUGGCAGUUUUAUAACAGCAUAACGCUCUUCAAGAUGUCUCAGUUGCCUAAUUGUAAAGAAUGGCAGGUAGCGAUGUGUGGCUGCUCGUACAUGGUCCUCUUCCUGGGAAACUUCCUCACCACACUGGGAGUUGUUUACCAAAAAUACAUGAACAACCAGGACAAGUCUAAAAGCUUAUAA
This is a messenger RNA of Knipowitschia caucasica, 1044 nucleotides long. The record is from the annotation of a GenBank genome assembly. NCBI's taxonomy places the organism in Eukaryota, Metazoa, Chordata, Actinopteri, Gobiiformes, Gobiidae.